UCCAGCUUGACGUUAUCCGCGGGGUAUCUGAUCUCAUUUGCAGAUAUCCUCAUCGCGCCUUGACGAUUCGCUAAAGAUAAUAAAGCCAUUGACGUGAUCCUGCUAGAUAUUGAUACAACCAUUAUCCUUGGCGUGGGAGUCCGGUCUGGUAUUGGAACCCCUUUGUAUAAAGAUAGAUAGAGGUUCGACAUAUUCUAGAGUUUAACUUAAACAUAGGAGCAGCUAUAAUCGAGCAUAUACCCAUCAAAAUAAAUAUAUAGUCGUUUACUUCUUCCAAUUCACACAUCACUAUGGCACCCCCCGCAGCAGAUGUUGAUGUGCAAUCCGACGUGCCGGUGCAGCAGACUACCAAGAAGUCUGUCGGCCCCGUUCCCGUCAAGACAUUGACUAGCUCUAGACUUGACGGACCCCUGAAAUAUUCUGGGAGUCUCGACUCGUACGAGCAAUUUGAUGUCACUAAAGUCAUCGGCCGCGAGUUUAGCAACCUUCAACUGAGUGAGAUUCUACAUGACGACACUAAGAUUCGCGACUUGGCAAUUCUCGUUUCCGAGAGAGGUGUUCUAUUCUUCCGAAACCAGGACAUUAACAUUGACGACCAAAAGCUGUUGGGUGACCGACUUGGACAACUCACUGGAAAGCCAGAAACGUCUAAGCUCCAUCGCCAUGCCCUCUCAAACAGUAAACGCGGCAUCCCUGUUGACGAGAAUGGCCGUCUUGACGAUGAAGUAUCUAUUAUCUCUUCCGAGCAGAAUCGUAAAUUCUAUAAGGACCGAUAUACGGCAUUUUCCAAGAAAAUCGCCAGUCAUGGCUGGCAUGCAGAUAUCACGUUCGAGAACAUCCCUUCAGACUAUGCCAUCCUCAAGAUCAUCCAGCCGCCCGAGGACGUCGGUGGUGAUACGCUGUGGGCAUCGGGCUAUGAAGCUUACGACCGUCUUUCUCCGCCUAUUCAGAAACUAGCGGAGAGCCUAACCGUCACACACAACCAACCGGGUUUCGUCAAAGUACAGAAUGACUUUGGCGAAGAGCUUAUUGACCAGAACCGAGGCUCUCCUGAGAACAAUGGUCUCGACUUCAGGGCAGAGCAUCCCCUUAUUCGCACAAACCCAGUAACUGGGUGGAAAAGCCUAUUCGGCGCAGCCGGUCAGGUUGAGAACGGAUGGAUCAACGGGGUUACCGAGCGGGAGAGCGAGAUACUCAAAGACUACUUCCUCCAAAUAAUCGUUGAGAACCAUGAUCUUCAGGUGCGAUUCAGGUGGAACAAGAAUGAUCUUGCAAUUUGGGACAACCGCUCCGUCUUCCACACGGCUACCAAUGACUACGUCGGAAAGCGUCAAGGUAACCGAGUCGUAUCUAUUGGCGAGAAACCAUACUUUGACCCGAAUUCCAAGUCACGCCGUGAAGCACUUGGGCUUCAGGAGUCCUGAUCCGGGUCAGAUCUGAAGUGUAGCAACUAAAUUUGGGCCGUUGACUUUAGGAACUUUGGAGAUCAAUCAUAGAUAGUUACCAAUUAAUGUGUUGCGUCUCCUUUUUAUAGUAAUUGAACGGAUAACUCGCAUCUUUGUUUCGUUUUGGAUUUCCCUCCAAUAUACAAGUACGUAUGCAGUAUGGCGAGAUGUAAAUAACUUCUAGGUAGGCUUCACUAGUGACUUUAUUUAGAUAUACAAUGUUUGUUUGCCCUGCACCUGUAUCAAAGGUACCUGAGCUAAGAGGGCAAAACGGCGCACGGGCCAAUUAUCUAGGUCCUAACCUUACCUAAGGCAGG
This is a messenger RNA of Daldinia loculata, 1762 nucleotides long. Its product is annotated as taurine catabolism dioxygenase. Lineage: Eukaryota; Fungi; Ascomycota; Sordariomycetes; Xylariales; Hypoxylaceae. The transcript has 7 exons. Gene Ontology annotation, molecular function: 2-oxoglutarate-dependent dioxygenase activity. Bases 291 to 1424 code for a protein of 377 amino acids. Gene Ontology annotation, cellular component: cytoplasm. The record is from RefSeq and is a predicted model, not a curated record.